This is a messenger RNA of Magallana angulata, 4476 nucleotides long. Its product is annotated as phosphoribosylformylglycinamidine synthase-like. The record is from RefSeq and is a predicted model, not a curated record. Gene Ontology annotation, molecular function: phosphoribosylformylglycinamidine synthase activity. NCBI's taxonomy places the organism in Eukaryota, Metazoa, Mollusca, Bivalvia, Ostreida, Ostreidae. The coding region runs from base 201 to 4280 and encodes 1359 amino acids. The transcript has 26 exons. Gene Ontology annotation, biological process: 'de novo' IMP biosynthetic process.
AUGUCAAUUGCAUUUUCUCAUCGAAAUGGCCCAAGGGAGGAAACACCCAACGAAAAAUACGCACUCUUCAGUCAAAGAAGGGAAAGAAGUGGUCAAGCGGCAAAUCGAAUGCAUUCAACCAAGCUAACACGUGAGGAAAUAUUGUGCUAUUAAUUUUAGCAGAGUGGGUUUAGUGGAGAAAGACCUCCCAGCAAAGAAAAAUGGAGGAAGCAGUCAGUAAACAAGAGGUUAAGCCUUUGUUGAUGAGAUUGUACAAAAAAACAUCCAGUUCUGUGAGAGCAGAGGACCAAGCGUACCACAAAAUCAAAUCACUCAUUGGGGACGACCUACAGAGAGUUCAGAUCGAGACAUGUUACUAUGUCCAGUUCACAACAGAUGAGUCGGCCAUCGAUAUAGAGACUUACUCCCGCUUAGUGUGGAUACUGAGUACACCUUUCCAGAAUAAUGAUGUCACCAAAACAAGUGCUUUUGAACAAGCUAGUGGAAAUACAAAACUGAUAGAAAUUGGUCCAAGGUUGAACUUUUCUACACCUUUCUCCACAAAUGCUGUAUCAAUCUGUCAAUCAGCAGGAAUCAAGGACGUCAAGAGAAUCGAGUUCUCCACCCGAUAUCUUCUGACAUUUUCUGACGAUUUCAACUUGGAUGGGGAUGAAGAACAGAAGGUUGUUAACAGCAUUCACGACAGGAUGACACAGUGUCGUUAUAUGACCCCUGUGGAAACCUUUGACCUUGAGGUCAAAUCAGAGGAAGUGUAUGAAAUUGAUGUUAUGGGAGAAGGGAGACGAGCAUUGGAGAAAGCAAAUGAAAAACAAGGUCUGGCCUUUGAUGACUGGGAUUUGGACUACUACACACAGCUGUUCAAGGAGAAAAUAAAGAGGAAUCCCACAAAUGUAGAGUGCUUUGAUUUGGCCCAGUCCAACAGUGAACACAGCCGCCAUUGGUUUUUCCGAGGCCGACUAGAGGUUGAUGGGAAGGAACAUCCGGUGUCUCUGUUCAAAAUGAUAAUGGAGACCCAAGAACACUCCAAUCCUAACAAUGUCAUCAAAUUCUCGGAUAACAGCAGUGCCAUAGAAGGAUAUGAGACAGCAGUACUGGUUCCUCAAGAUCCUACUUCCCCUAGUGCCAUAACGGAGAUAGAUGGAGUGAAACGCCAUAUUAUCUUCACAGCUGAGACACACAACUUCCCAACUGGUGUGGCCCCAUUUCCCGGAGCUACCACAGGUACAGGGGGCAGAAUCCGGGAUGUACAGAGUGCGGGAAAAGGAGCCCAUGUGGUGGCCGGGACGGCUGGAUACAGCUUCGGCAAUCUCAAUAUACCAGGAUAUGUUCAGCCAUGGGAGGACCAAUCCUAUGUUUACCCUGGAAACUUUGCAUCACCCCUAAAUAUAGCAAUAGAAGCCAGUAAUGGGGCUUCAGAUUACGGGAACAAGUUUGGAGAACCAGUUUUGGCAGGGUUUUCUCGAUCAUAUGGCCUGACAGGUUGUACUGGAGAGAGAAGAGAAUACAUCAAGCCCAUUAUGUUCAGUGGUGGAAUUGGUCAGCUGGAGGACACCCAUGUGAAGAAGGAAACACCUGUGCCAGGAAUGUUGGUGACAAAAGUAGGAGGACCAGUUUACAGGAUUGGGGUAGGGGGAGGGGCUGCCUCCUCUGUGCAGGUCCAGGGGGACAACAAAGAGGAGCUGGACUUUGGAGCUGUCCAGAGAGGUGAUCCAGAGAUGGAACAGAAACUGAAUCGUGUCAUCAGGGCCUGUAUUGAGAGGAGGGAGAAGAAUCCCAUUGCCAGCAUUCAUGAUCAGGGUGCUGGUGGUAAUGGUAAUGUGCUGAAAGAGAUAGCAGAACCAGCAGGUGCCCUGAUCCAGGCUUCCAAGUUCCAGCUAGGGGACCCCACCCUCAGUGUCCUGGAGCUGUGGGGAGCAGAGUACCAGGAGAGCAAUGCUAUUCUUAUCAGUGCUCACGAUCAGGGCGUUGUCCAGAAGAUUGCGGACAGAGAGAGAUGUCCGGUUAACUUUGUAGGGACCAUCACUGGGGAUGGGAGGAUUAAGUUAGAGGCUUUUAAAAAAGAAGGAUCAGAGUUUGUCUCUUCACCCGCAAAGAAAAGGAAGACGAGGUCAUUGGAUUUCCCUGUGGACCUUGAGCUGGAACAUGUGCUGGGAUCUAUGCCAAGAAAGGUGUUCAAGCUUCAGAAGAUUGUACCGAGUCUACAUGGCCUGUCCUUACCUGAGGAUCUGGAGGUCAGGGGGGCCCUAGAGAGGGUCCUCAGACUACCCUCUGUGGCCAGCAAGAGGUACCUAACUAACAAGGUGGACAGGAGUGUGACAGGCUUAGUUGCCCAGCAGCAGUGUGUAGGUCCUCUUCAUACACCCCUAGCAGAUGUGGCAGUAACUGCACUGAGUUACUUGGAUAAGGUUGGUUCAUGCACUGCAAUAGGAGAGCAGCCAAUCAAAGGCCUGAUAAGCCAGGCCUGUGGAGCUCGAAUGUCGGUUGGGGAGGCCCUCACCAACCUUGUAUUCGCCAAAGUGACAGACAUCAAGGAUAUAAAGUGCAGUGGUAACUGGAUGUGGCCGGCUAAACUGCCAGGAGAGGGCGCCACUCUGCUGGAGGCAUGCUCAGCCAUGUGUGACGUCAUGAAAAGCCUUGGGAUUGCCGUGGAUGGUGGGAAGGAUUCGUUGAGCAUGGCAGCGAGGGUAGGAGAGAAGACGGUCAAAUCCCCAGGUACUCUGGUGAUAUCGGCCUAUGCUGCCUGUCCAGAUAUUACAAUGACUGUGACCCCUGACCUCAAAUGCCCUGAUAACAAAGGUUGUUUGCUGAUGGUGGACCUUGGAGGUGGGUGUCGUCGACUGGGAGGCUCUGCCCUCGCUCAAUGUUACAAACAGUUAGGGGACCAGAGUCCUGAUCUGGAUCAGCCAGAUGUUUUCAGGAAAGCCUUCAAUGUUACACAGAAACUAAUUGGAGAACGGAGGGUGUCAGCUGGACAUGAUAUCAGUGAUGGAGGCCUCAUCACAGCCAUACUGGAAAUGGCUUUUGCUGGAAAUUGUGGAGUCAACAUCAAUUUGGAGUUUGACCAAGAAGAUCACAAAGCCAUUGAAGUUUUGUUCUCAGAAGAGCUUGGUUUAAUUUUGGAGGUGCCAUAUAGCGAGAGUACAAAUGUACUCGGAGAAUACUCAGCACAGGAUGUUCCCUGCUAUUUGAUUGGUCACUCAAUCAAAAGCAGUACCCCCUCCGACUCCUUGAUUAAUGUCUCUAUCAAAGGGAACGAGGUGUUGAAAGAAAAGAUGACUGUUUUGAGAGAUGUUUGGGAAGAGACAAGCUUUCAGUUAGAGCGCUAUCAAACAAAUCCCAAGUGUGUCACUCAAGAACAAGCUGGUCUCAAAGAGAGGCUAGAGCCUCAAUAUCAUGUGCCAUUUGAAUCUGAGAUAAUAUCUUUCACACCGAAAGGUAGAAAUACGAGGCGACCACGUCCAAAAGUAGCAGUCCUCAGGGAAGAGGGCAGUAACUCUGACCGGGAGAUGGCAGCAGUGUUACACAUGGCCGGCUUUGAGGUGUGGGACAUUAAUAUGGAAGACCUGUGUACGGAGCGCAUUAAUCUAGACCAGUUCAGGGGACUAGUUUUUGUGGGAGGAUUCAGCUAUGCUGAUGUCUGUGGAUCUGCUAAAGGGUGGGCAGCCACUGCAUUAUUUAACCAUAAAGUCCAGGAACAGCUGCUGAAGUUUAAGGAGCGGGACGACACGUUCAGUCUGGGGGUGUGUAACGGCUGCCAACUGAUGGCUCUUCUAGGCUGGGUGGCUCCUGAUGAGGAUCUAAAAGUAGAAAACAGCAACAGUGGAGUUGGACAAGGACUCUUCCUGGAUCACAAUCUAUCCGAGCGUUUCGAGUGCAGCUUCACUACAGUCAAGAUCUUGGACAGUCCAGCCAUCAUGUUCAAAGGAAUGGAGGAUACAGAGUUUGGCAUGUGGAGUGCACAUGGAGAAGGACGAAUGGUGUUCCGUUCCGAAGAGAUUUAUCAGGAUGUGUGUAGAGACAAACUUGUAGCUGUAAAGUAUGUUGACGAUCAAGGCAAACCUACAGAGACCUAUCCCUUCAAUCCUAAUGGCUCUCGGGAUGGGAUAGCUGCCUUGUGUUCAGACGAUGGUAGACAUCUCGCUAUUAUGCCUCACCCCGAGCGAUGUUUCCUGCCCUGGCAGUGCGCAUGGAUGCCACAGGAAAUGAGGAAGAACUAUGACGUGUCGCCUUGGUAUAAAAUGUUCCAAAAUGCAUUUGACUGGUGCUUAGGACAGUCUUAGAAUGAACACUUAGUACUAGUGUGCAGUGUUUAAAAAAAACGGGUCAAAAUUAUUAAUGUAUUUGCAUGGACAUGUAAUUGAAUUGCAUGGAAUUUAAAUGAUAUUACUGAAGAAAGUUCAAUGAAUUUGGCAUAAUGUGUGGGUAUGUAUAAUUUACUGUUACAGUAACCAUGAGAAUUAAAAAUUGAAAAUUGAA